Molecule: messenger RNA, 2820 nt
Organism: Aspergillus chevalieri
Lineage: Eukaryota; Fungi; Ascomycota; Eurotiomycetes; Eurotiales; Aspergillaceae
Exons: 1
Coding region: 1-2820 (939 amino acids)
Molecular function (GO): nucleic acid binding; RNA-DNA hybrid ribonuclease activity
Source: RefSeq, a predicted model, not a curated record
AUGCAGCAAAAGCGUCGAGCCUGGACCCGUACUAUUGAAAAAGUCAAAAAGUCACACUGGAAACAGUUCCUAGACGGAGCUGGGGAAGGAACGCUAUGGAAAGCGGCUACCUAUAUGAAACCGCGAGAGACCUGGGGUUGCAUCCCGGCCUUGCACGUUGAUUCAAACGAACUGGUGGAGAACGAGGACAAGGCACAAGCAUUUCUGGACACUUUCUUCCCCAAAAUGGACCAACCCCUCGAAGACCCACCAGUCCAGGCCCCGUUGGAGCUACCCUGGCCACUAAUCACGGAACUGGAAAUCCAGCGAUCUCUUAAAGCAGCCAAAAGCUCCACGGCACCGGGCGAAGACGGUCUACCGACGCUUGUGUGGAAACACCUAUGGAAGUAUAUAGGAAAGCUCAUUACCAGAAUCUUCACAGCAUCAAUUAAACUAGGGCACCACCCAAGACGUUGGCGGAGAGCAAAGAUCGUGGUGCUGCGGAAACCUGGGAAGCCGGACUACUCGAUCCCUGGGGCCUAUCGCCCGAUCUCACUCCUUAACACACUAGGUAAACUUCUUGAGGCAGUCAUGGCUCGACGACUAUCGUACCUCGCCGAGAAGCACGGCUUACUACCCGACACACAAUUCGGAGGGCGACCGGGCAGGACCACUGAACAAGCCCUGCUAGUCCUUUCCAACGCGAUUGACCAAGCUUGGUAUAAACAUGGAGUAAUGACACUCAUCGCGUUCGAUCUGAAAGGGGCCUUCAACGGAGUCAACAAAAUCAGCCUUGACGCCCGCCUCCGAGCAAAGGGAAUCCCAGCCGUAGCUAGAAAGUGGAUUGCAAGCUUUAUGAGCGAACGCUACGCUAGCAUAGGAUUUGAUGACUUCCGUACCGAGGUCGCCCUGCUAGUCAACGCAGGACUGGCGCAGGGCUCACCCCUCUCACCCAUUCUGUUCACAUUCUUCAACUCCGACCUGGUCGACCAACCAGUCACCUUUCGUGGUGGCGCAUCAGCGUUCAUUGAUGACUACUUCCGCUGGCGAGUAGGCCGCUCAGCCGAAGAGAACCUAGCCAAAAUCCAGUCAGAGGAUAUCCCUCGCAUCGAAGCGUGGGCGCAACAGACUGGCUCCUGCUUCGCAGCUGAGAAGACCGAGCUUAUCCAUAUCACCAGGAGAAGAAGCGAGCAACUACAAGGGCAAGUAGUCAUAAACGGGAAAACUGUCAAACCAUCACCCACGGCGAAGCUACUGGGUGUGAUCUUCGACCAUGAGUUGCGGUGGAAAGAGCAUGUCCAGCAAGCCAUCAAACGUGCCACCAAGGUAACCAUUGCUCUGGCCGGACUGCGACAUCUACGCCCAGAACAGAUGCGACAAAUUUACCAAGCGUGCGUCACACCAGUGGUAGACUAUGCGUCAACGGUCUGGCAUGACCCUCUACGUGAUAAAACCCACCUGCGCCACCUAAACACAGUGCAAAGGGCCCCUCUGGUUCGUAUCCUGUCGGCGUUCAGGACAGUAGCGUCCGCCACUCUAGAAGUGGAAGCACAUGUCCUUCCAACACACCUCCGCCUCCGCCGCCGAGCACAAUAUACCAUCGCGAGACUCCACACUCUACCUCGUAUUCACCCUAUUUGGGGUGCGCUCCUCCGAGCUCAGAGACGAAGGAACAACAUUGGAAACUACGCUCGGUUCCCACUGGCGGAAGCUCUAAAGACUAUGGACUUACAAAGAUUGGAUGAACUAGAAACGAUUGACCCAAGUCCACUGCCACCGUGGCGAGCUGAACCCUUCGCGGAGAUUGAGGUUGGAUCGGACCGAGAAACGGCCGUGGAGCGAGCUGAAACUACACGGUCCACAUCGGAUAUUGUUGUCUACUCAGAUGCCUCUGGACGCGAGGGUCACCUAGGCGCUGCCGUUGUGGCACUCGACAGCAACUUGGAGACUGUCGAAUCUCAACAGAUUCAAGUAGGACCAAUGGACCGCUGGUCGGUUCAUGUAGCGGAGCUUAUUGGCAUCUUCUACGCUAUCAGCACAGUGUUUAAAGUUGCCCAUCAGCCCUCAGAAAGCUUAGAAAGGAGACGGAGAACAGCGACAAUACUGUGCGACAGCCGAUCAGCCUUGCAGGCGACUCAAAAUCCGACGAUCAAAUCUGGACAGCGGAUCAUCCAUGCGAUCCUCCAGGCUGCCACAGAGGUCCAAACAAAAGGAAUCGCGUUGCGCCUUCAAUGGGUGCCAGGGCACUGCGAUAACCCUGGAAAUGACGCUGCAGAUCAACAGGCCAAGGAUGCUGCACGCCCAGGCAAGACGCACCCCUUCCGCCCACUACUCUCGAGGGAGAGCGCGCGCCUCCACGGCAAUAUCCUUAAUCAGUGGGAGCAGGAAUGGAGGUCAUCCAACAAAGGUGGUCACCUACGAAAGAUCGACAGCACCCUACCAGCAACUCACACGAGGAGGCUAUAUGGGAGCCUGCCCAGGAACCGAGCGUACUUAUUAACACAGCUACGCACAGGCCACAGUUGGUUAUCUACCUACGCGAAAGCCUUUCGCUUCCGCGACGACGACCGGUGCGUGUGCGGCGCACAAGAAACUGUCACCCAUGUGCUGGUGGAUUGUCCAGAUCUGAGGGACAUUCGAAGAGAGCUACGGAGGGAAGUAGGGGACGCGCUCAGUAGCGUCUCGAGUCUACUGGGAGGCUCGACCGUAGGUAAGAAAGGUAAACCAGACACCGUCUCAAGGGCAAAGACGGUCAAGGCCGUUUUGGACUUCGCCGAGGCGUCACAGCGGUUUUGGAGUCGCGCGCCACGAGGGCAGCCUAACAAUGGGAACGGCAGUUAG